Molecule: messenger RNA, 2423 nt
Organism: Papaver somniferum (opium poppy)
Lineage: Eukaryota; Viridiplantae; Streptophyta; Magnoliopsida; Ranunculales; Papaveraceae
Exons: 2
Coding region: 181-2235 (684 amino acids)
Source: RefSeq, a predicted model, not a curated record
CUCAAAAGCGCGGGAAGCAGUAAGUUAGUCGAGGACUCCAGUUUACCACCAAAACAAUCUAGGGCUAACCUCAUUCUCUUGAAGAAAAAAAAAGAAUACGGAACUAUUGAAACUAUAGAAAAUUUAUUAGGGGUUGAAGGAAAAGCUAAAAGCGGCGUGAAAGAGGAAGCAGGUUCGGGAAUGAAAAAGGGAAAAGAUUCAACAGGUUGUUGUUUGGAGAUUGCGAGUGUUACCGUUGCAAAUGACGACGUAGCUGAUGAAUUUAAGGAGAUCAGACAAACGGCGCUGACAGAUGAUAGUACUAGUGAAAGUCCUAUAACUGCUAGUGAAACUGAAUUAGCAGCUUCGGGACUUAAAGCCGAAUAUGAUAGUGAGAUCCUUGACAUUCCUGCUGCAGAUUUCCAUGACUUUGACCUAAGUAGGGCAGAAGAAUGCUUUAGAGUUGGGGAUUUGUGGGCCACUUAUGAUAAUAAAGAUGACAUGCCUAGAUUUUAUGCUUUUAUUGAUAAAGUUGAGUCACCUGAUUUCAAGGUGGAGACUACUUGGUUAGAUCCUGUACCUGAAGACCAAGAUGUGAGGGUUUGGAUCAGAAAAGGUUUGCCCAUUGCUUGUGGUAAGUUCAAAGAAAAUGAGAAAAGUGCCACCAGCGAUGUUGGUAAGUUCUCUCAUAAGGUUUCUUGGGAAAUGGGCAGCAUUACUCAAGAUAUUUUUAACAUAUAUCCCAGAAAAGGUGAAAUAUGGGCUCUAUUCAAGUGGAACAACAACUGGAACUCUGAUGUUGGCAACCAUAGGACGUACGAGUAUGAAUAUGCAGAAGUGCUAUCCGAUUAUAACAAGGAAUCUGGUGCUAGCGUAGGGUACUUGGAUAAGAUUGAAGGGUUUGUAAGCCUGUUCAAGCCACGCAAAAAUUGUGGAGUGGGUUCCUUUCAAGUACUACCCAAUGAGCUUCUCAGAUUUUCGCACAUGGUUCCUUCAUUUAGAACAACUGGUAAUGAACGGAAAGAUGUACCUGAAGGUUACUUUGAACUUGAUCCUGCUUCCUUGCCUAGUACCCUUGAUGUAAUUUCCAGUUCCGAUGACGUGAAAGUAAGUGUUGAGACCAUCAAUGCUACAACUAAUGGUAACCUUGAUGAAGUUUCUCAUCUGGUUGACGUAAAUGUAAAUACUGAGUCUGUCAAUGGUAUAGCUAAUGGUAACUUUGAUGAAGUUUUUGAUCCGGUUGAUGUAAAUGUUAAUGCUGGAACCAUCAAUGCCACAACAGCCUCUUGCAGAUCUCAGGAAAGGGAAGAUUCUUAUUCUCCAAAGAAGAGAAAAUAUCUCGAGGAUAAGGUUACUGCAGAUGGAAGGAAUUCAAAAGGUGGGGGCUGCUUUGCAAAGUCAUUGUGUGAAGACAAUAAGAAGAAGCGAAGUGAGGAAAGUGCUCCCUUUUCUUUGGACAAGAACUCCUGUGGUUCAGAUGGUACAAAUGAAGCUUUGAAGUUUGGGGCUGAUUUUAAGGAGAUGGGUGCAGAUGGUUUGGAAGUGAACAUGUCACAGCCUUUGGUGGACGUUUGCAGAGUUCCGGCGGCAGAAUUUUAUAACUUCGAAAAUGACAGAUCUCAUGACAAGUUUCAGCUUGGUCAGAUAUGGGCUCUUAAUAGCGAGUUGGAUGGCUUGCCCAAACACUAUGCUCAGAUAAAUAGUGUUGAAUUAUCCCCAGAUUUCAAAAUGGGAAUAAAUAUGCUGGAAGCAUGCAACCUACCAAAGGGUGUGAUUCAGUGGCUUGACAAGAAAAUCCCCAUAUGCUGUGGAACGUUUACAGCUGGGAAGACAUAUGUUUUCAGUGAUACCGCUUCUUUCUCUCAUUUAUCAAUUGGAGUAUCGACCAAUAAGGAAAACAUGUACGAUAUAUACCCAAAGAAAGGGGAGGUAUGGGCAUUAUACAGAAACUGCAAGUCUGACUGGACAUGUUCCGAUUUGAAUAACUGCAAGUACGAUAUGGUGGAAGUUCAAAUGGUGUAUGAUUGUUGGAUAAUAGUGAUGGUUUUGGAACAGGUCGCUGGUUUUAAGACAGUAUUCCGGGCUAAAACAGAAGCAGGAUUUAAUUGCACUAUGGGUGUUCCAUGGAUUGAAUUGUUUAGAUUUUCCCAUCAAGUUCCUGCUUUCCAGCUGACAGAAGCUAAAUACGGGGGUUUGCGUGGCUGUUUGGAGCUCGAUCCGAAAUCAAUGCCAGCUUGUUUAUUAUCUACAAAUUAAGAUAGCUGUGAGGUUUUGUCAACACCUGUCCAGGUUUGUCUAGUUUAUCUCAAGUCUUAAACUUGUAUACUGAUUUUGUGUUAACUUCCAAGCAUCCUGUCAUGCUUACUUGGUUUGUAUAUGGUAGCUCAUCUUGAAUUUAACUGUUCCACGGAAGGCAUUAAUCUUAUAUUCUACCUCUUGAUAUG